AUACGACCGCUGUCAUACAUUAAGCCUAUUGAAGUGUACUGCGAGAUGUCCAUCUAUGGCGGUGGAUUCACCUUUCUUCCUCGAAGCCUAACUAGAACACCACAUGCCUACAGGAUUGUAAAUGUACUUUUUCGAGACAGAAGAAACGUCUUGCUGAAGUUGCAGAAAAAAGUUGGUCUCAGUGAGUCAUAUACCCUGAUCCAGGCUCAUCCUUACUUCACCAGAACGAAGUUUGGGGCGAGGGUCAACAGCUACCACGGUUACACUAAACCAGUCAACGCUUUCAUGAGAGAUUACAUUUUUCUCGGAAUAAUUCCAGCAUACAAGGCACGCCACCGUAAUGUCCAAGGCUUCAAAUCCAACGGGCACAAAAUCCAGUUUAGAAAUUGCGAUGCCAAUCCCAACAGCUAUUUUGCAUUCAUGCCAAACCACAAUCUGCAAACUCCAAGUAACUACUGCGCCAAAUGUGGUUUUGAAACUCGCUAUGUGGCUGUCGAUUGGCGCUCCAAAGCAGUUCCCAUCACCAAUCCUGUUCGCACCAUGCCGAACGAGUUCUUCUUCUUGACAGAGCUGCAUUUUGGUGGUUGUGGAACCUACACCUCCAGUAACCGCUGGUUCAAGUUUGGCUUUCAAGCCACCGCCAUUGGAAUUCGCUAAGAGUGCGGCGAUCAUAACAUUUAAUCUUUCCCGCCUUUGGGGUGUUCAUACUGGUAAAUAUUGAGCGUUUCAGUUUUUAAAUAGUCUUGAUAAAAUAAAAGCAUUGACUGAUUUUCAGUUGACUGCUUUUUGAAUUUGUAAAACACUAAGAUUCAAAUGAAUCCAUUUUUAAGUUUAAGUCAUACAAGUUUUAAGGUAAAAACAGGAAAGGAAAAACAGGCUUAACGUAACACUAGGCGCGAAAAAGGAAAAUAAAAGGUUUUUAAAAAUUGUUUGAGUCUCUUAAUUGAUUCUUGAAAACUCAGAACAAGACCAUAUCUACAGCACCUUGGAAAAUUUUCAUCAGUAGGACUUAUAUGAAAUUUUGCAUGGUAUCAGUGUACAAGUACCUGAGUGUCACACAAUGGAUGUUCCUAAAACAAGGAACGGGGUAAUGAAAACUAAACAGAGAAAUGGAAAUGAAGUUACUGAUAGAGCCACAGGUGGCCCAAGCGUAAUAAGAGAGUUUGUAUGGGAAAAAUAGAAAGUGGUACCUUAAGAUCACCUUCCUACAAUCUUUUCGAUCGAGUUGUGUGAUCCAAACGCAAGGUUUACCGGAACGGAUUGCAGCAAGGUGAUUUUAAGGUAUCACUUUGUGGAUUCGGCGGCGUAAAAUGUAAGUGUGUUUGUUUUUUCGCGUCAAAUUUGGAGCUGAUUCUGAGCAGCUUUCAAGAUCGAUCGAGCGGUUCUGUCCUACCUUGUCUCUUAUUAUUACACUGUCAGGUCAGAUGAUGAAAAGUACUCAACUCAAAUCGCGCUGAAACUUCGUAAAAACAAAGACAACGACUCCAGGUAACAAUAUUUACACUUUAUUGAUAGCUAUUAUGGCUUUUACUUCAUUUAUUUCAUCUAAGUUUCAAACUCUAUUUUUGCCAUACAAACUCUGAUAUUACGCUUGGGCUAGCUGUGAUAGAGCUAGGGAUCAAAUUACCCAUUUCCCUUGCCCCGUUUUAGUAACAUCCAUCACAAAAUGGGUUUUGAUCAUCAGUAGCCGUAAACCAUAGACUACGGCCAGUCUAUAGACUACGUCAUAGUCCGUCGAGCGAAACACGAUCAGUACACUGUAAAUUAAAAAUAUCUGUUUCAACCACAACUUGCGCAUGCCACUUAUAGCCCUGUAGGCCGAAGACUGAUUCAUCCUCUCCUGAGGCCAUUUGAGUACAUUUUAAGCCAAAGCAGCCCGGCCCUAUCAUCAAAGACCUAUUCCAGCCCACGCUUAGACUCAUUUUAGCCCGUGUCGAGCCCGAGGGCGCGCCCAACUGAAAUCAGCCCAAGCUAACUGGACUGUAUUGGCACUAAAUAAGGAAGUCAAAUUAGACCCCAAAAAUAGGACUGAAUUUUCUUUCCCCGAAACGGACCCAAUUUUAGUGCUAAAUAGAUCUUCAUGAUUAACAGUGUAUUUCUGUCGAAUUGAUGCCGAUUCAGGGAACCGUUUCUUAAAUAGGACUACAAGACUUUUAAAAGCCCUACGCUCUGUAUUUUAGUAAAGAUCAGUUGUGCAGAAGAAUGGCAUGUUUCUAUCAGCUGGAUCACCUUGUCUCUUCAUUUCGAAAUUUCUGUUUUAGUUAAUUAUUUCAUUGACAUUUUAAAGGAAGGCAAUUUUUUUUUCGUUAUUGUGAUAAUGCACGGAUACUGGAUUGGGUUAGAUACUGUGAACAAUAGUGCAAUAACUAUCCACCAGUUUGUUUGUUUUGCAAAACUACCAAGUUUUCUGCAACCAGAUUUUCCCUUCCAUUUGCCAAAGGAUUGUAAAUGGAAAGGUACCAUACUUUUCUUGCUCGACAAGUAAACCAAACUAAUCGCUAUAAUAAGUGUCUCCACGUAAACGCGGAAAACUUUAUCUCUCAGUUCCCCUUAUGCUUUUGUCAAAGUAUAAAACCCACGACUUUGCCCACCAAUUAAAUUAUUAAAAAGCUGGUCAGUUUCAAAUGUUGGCUACUUUUACUUUAAGGCCAAAAUUGACGAUAGUAGCUAAAUUCUUUUGCCGCUUGUGAGGCAAAGAAAACUACAUUGAAUAAACCCUUCAAAAGUUGUGUGUUUUUUUUUCAAGUUUUGAGAAAGACCAGUUAGUGAAGAUCCAUUGACACUGCUAAAAAGAGCUGGAAACGUACCAAGCUUACCAGCAGGUGAUACGUUGGAAAUGAGCAAAGAUAUUGCUCCAUAAUAAAGACGCGAAAUUUUACAAACGUUUGUAUGGCUGGGGCACGAACUUGCCUCCUCCCCGCUACCCUCCCCUCCCCUCCUUUUCACUCCCCAUCAUAUAAACGCCUGGAAAAUAUUCAAUGACUAUAUCUUCGUAAAAUUUUCAAAGGCUAUAUUUUCGUUAGGUUUCAACAAAUCUCGUUUAAACAGGAAUAGUUAAGAGCAGGGCAAGCAUUUUUGAUAUUGUAGGCCAUGAUGGUGCAAUAUUGUCAUCUACCUGUUUGUUUUGCAUGCAAGAAACUAAAGUUUUCCUUGAAGAGGUUUUCCCUCAAACUUUAAAAAAAAGCGGUGUCAAUACACGAAAGGUCUAGCAAAUGUUUCAUAAACAAGGGAAAAGCAACAGCUAUAAUUUUUCUCUACGUGAUUAUAAGAAAAACUUGUCGUGUGAGUGUGUUUACCUUUCGGUUCCUCUAGCAAACCAUUUACCCAACAGCUGAACUAUUAAUGAAUUAAAGCCUGUUUUAAUUUCAUGUUUUCUUGUCACUUAAUCACCAAUACUCUUUCCAAAUUAAAGUGACGAUAAUAAUAACCAACCUUUUCUUCCGCUCUUGAAACAAGGCCAUACUGAAUGUAAGAUCGCUAGACUUGCGGCUAGAUGCUACAUUAAACACACACCUAAUCUCACGAGUUUGCAUGCGCACCUGUUUUUAUACAUCUUUCAUUUUUAUCAAGUUAUUUAAUUUUGUAAAAAUGACGAGUUUGACUUCCGAGUUUUGCUAUGCUUUUAUCAUGACGUAUGUUUUGUAUGAUUUGCAAUAGAACAUCUAGCUAAGUCUAUAUUUCUUAUGUUAUGUUUUAUUUUAAUUUUAUUUCUCUAUAUUUGUAUUGAAGAUAAAUGACUCGCUCACACUUGUCUUUGAAUCAAUGAAUGCGGGAUUUUGCUACAUUGUAGCUUAGAUGCAGAAGCAACCUGAGAACUAUUAUGUAUUGCGAUAGAGGUUUUAAGAUAAAUUGAUAUAUCCCUAGCCGCUGAAGCGAAGGAACUGGUCGUCCUUUCAAAUUCCCGGGGGCGUACCUAAGACUUUUCAGAGAGAUGACGUGUCGACAUCUAUUACGUGUGUUACUAAAAGUGACAUUUAUUUGGAUAAGACAUCGCCAUUCAAAGACAUCUAAUUUUAGAAUUUAUCAACUUUUUAGCAUCUUUGCAGGUUGGGGAGAGGUUUCACGGGCAACAUGGGACCCCUCCUUGCUAUGCCAUUGUUUCUGUCAAAUCUUGUUCAAACAAUAAUUAUGUUCUUUAAUAUAGUAGGGCAGUGCUUCACUCCUGGAUAUUGUGGACGCAAUUAUUAUCCACAUGUUUCUUUGUUUUACAAUUUUACCGCAUACUUUUGUUAAUUAGCGUAAAUGGAAAAAAUGACAGGUUUCUUUUCAAUCCUCGACAAGCAAAACAAAAUUGCUACAAAUAGUUUUUCUCCACGUAAACAUGGAAAAUUUUAAAUAAUUUGUCUAUUCCUCUGAAUGAUAUCAUGAACUUUCCUUUUGUGAAAGUAAUCCACCUUUAUCUUUAGCAUACAGUUCAAGUAUUCAAAGUCUCUCUCUGUUUUAAGUUUUGGUUCAUUCUUAAUCUUUACAAAAUUAUUAUAAUUAAAACUUCAAAACGCUUAUACCUGAUUGGAGCAUUUUAUCAUCCAUUAAUAAGGCAUUUUUAAAGCGGUUCACCACGUGCGGUGAAUACUAAUAACGAAAACGGAAAUUUCCACCGAAGGACAUCCUGCAACUUCAAUCCAUGAUAGAAGGUUGAGAUAUCAGAUAAAAUGAUUUGGUUUCUCACUUUUUGCUUCAUCCCUUCUUUAGUCUUCGCCGCCGGAAACUUAAGAUCUGCCUACUUCAAAAGUAGUAAGAAUAAGUAUUUAGCAGGCCAAGCGGUCAAAAAAAUUGAUUCACCCAACCUUAUUUCAUGCUGCCAGGCAUGCUUAGGGCACUCUUGGUGUACCUCUGCUAACUUUAAAGAGCCCUUUGGGAUGAGCAGCAAUGGUAGUUGUGAACUAAUCAAGCAACAGUUCUCUCCCGUAAGAGAUAAAGCCAAGCUUACCGAUCGACCAGGUACUACUUUCACGAGAAAAAUGGUAAGAAUAGUAUUGUGUCAAAUAUACAUAGCACGUAUCCAAAGGUGGAUUCUAAAGGACCCACGUAGUUUGUUCGAGUUAACAGGGGCUCAAAUCCAGUUAUUUUGUUGUAGUCGAAGAUGUACCAUGAAUAGAGUAUGGAGAAGAUGGAUAUUAUAAUCUUCUGUUUAAAAUCAUAUUAAGCUGACGGCUUUGGUAAAACUUGCGGUUUUCUAACUAAAGACACUCUUAUCACUUUUGCCCAUGACAGCCUUAACUUAAGUCAAAGUCCCUAUCAUGAUGUUCACCAACUUAACUUCAUACUUGCUGUUAAUUACUCUAUACCUAUUUUUUUAUUUUGUUUGCUUUUAUUGUUGUCUGCCUUUCAUUGUGAGAUUUGAUAAUUGUGUUUUCGAGGGGCCGUUUCGGAUCGUAAUUUACCUAGUCGGGGCCGAACCUCAAUAUUCAGUUUUGUUAGCUAGUACCCGCCAGCCAUUACGUUGGCAAAUCUGCAAUAAAUGAAUAUAAUUACAAUAAAUUCUAAUUAUGGGUUACAUAACUUACAGCUAAAUCAAACUCACAUAAGCUGCAAAUACUGCGGAAUUUAGCUGCCAGAAUUAUUUUAGAGUUAAAGAAAUUUGACCAUAUUUCUGGGGGUCGUAGAUCUUCAAAAUGGAUGUUUGGAUGAAUGUUUCCAAGAUUUUAUUUAAGGAUUUAGUUUUAGUUUUUAAAUGUCUAAAUGGUCUGGCACCAAGAAGUUAUUUACAGUUGAUUAUUUCAUAACACGUUCGGCAACCCAUAGUAGAAAUUUAAGAAGGUCUGGAGACUUGAGCCUUCCACGCUGCCGGUUGUCAGUAGGGCAACGAAGGUUUUUACUUUCGCGGAGCUAAACGGUGGAAUGACCUGCCUAAGGACCUUCAGGGCAUUAAAGAUAUUAAGGUUUUUAAGAAAAGAUUGCCUAAUUGUAUAUUUAAUGUAUAAUUUGUAUAUUUAAUGCUAUCAGUUAUUAUUUAUCUGAUCUAUUGUUUUAAUACUUAGUUUUUAGAUCUUAGACCUUAUUCCUAUAAUUUCAUGUAAUUAGUGAAUUGUGUCAGGAAAGCCCUGUAAAGGGAGACUCGGGUUUCCAGUUAUCUCACGAUCUUUUAUUGCAAUGUAUUAAAAUGCGAAUCGUGUAUACAGGUGUGAUAACUCAAAACAGCGAGUUAGUCUUCCUAAACAUUUGUUAUUAAUAUUUCAAUAGGAUACUUCAUAAUAAGCUAAUUUAUCGAGUUUGCUAAAUAAGCUUCUAGCCAUUAACAUAGGUUCUCCUUUUUUAGUUUCCCAAAGAUUGCAACAGCCUACCACCGCAUUUGCCGAGUGGGGUGUACAUCAUACAACCACUGGCAGACGAAGAGCCCAUUGAUGUUUACUGCGAGAUGGGCAUCCAUGGUGGGGGCUUCACCUUUCUUCCUCGUGGCCUCACCAGAACUUUACAUGCGGACCUGAUUGUCAAUGCUUUGUUUCGAGACAGGAAAAACGUCCUACUGAAGUUGAAGAAGAGGGUGGACCUCAGCGAGUCAUACACUCUGAUCCAGCCGCAUCCAAAUUUCGCCCACACAGAGUUUGGGGUGUUAGUCAAUAGCUUCGCCGGUUACACCGAACCAAUAAACGCCUUCAUGAAAGAUUACAUUUUACUUGGAAUUAUUCCAGCAUCAGCUGUGCGAAAUGGAAGUGAAGGUUUCACAUCUAACGGGAACAUAAUCCAGUUUUCAAAUUGCGACGGAAACCCCAACAGCUACUUUGCAUUCUUUCCUAACUACAAUCUGGAACCUCCCAGUAACCGUUCUGACUCUGGCGGUGUGGCGGACAUUUGGCGCUCCAAGGCAAUUGCCAUCAACUAUACUGACCACAAUAUGCCGGACGAGUUCUUUUUCUUAACGGAAGUGCAUUUUGGAGGUUGUGGCACCUACUCAUCCAGUGACCAAUGGACCAAGUAUGGCUUUAAUGCCACAGCCAUUGGAAUUCGCUAA
Molecule: messenger RNA, 6952 nt
Organism: Porites lobata
Lineage: Eukaryota; Metazoa; Cnidaria; Anthozoa; Scleractinia; Poritidae
Source: the annotation of a GenBank genome assembly